Messenger RNA from Penicillium waksmanii, 1038 nucleotides. RefSeq lists its product as uncharacterized. The record is from RefSeq and is a predicted model, not a curated record. The transcript has a single exon. The coding region runs from base 1 to 1038 and encodes 345 amino acids. Lineage: Eukaryota; Fungi; Ascomycota; Eurotiomycetes; Eurotiales; Aspergillaceae.
AUGCGCAUUCAGUCCACCUGGCUGGGUGCUUUGGCGAGCUUGCCUUGUGUUCUCGCAUCCUGGCCUCUGUAUUACACUGAGACGGUGACCCCUUACCGCAACGAUGAGCCAAAAGUGAAGGUUGAAACACUUUACCAGUUUCCUGAAAACGGCUCUUGGGUCGACAACAUCGUGCUGCGAUCAAAUGGAAAUCUACUCCUCACUCGGCUAGAUGUACCUGAAGUCUGGUCGGUCAACACUACAAGCGGAAACGCGACACUCGCCCAUUCCUUUUCCAACGCCACGAGCUGCUUCGGUAUCGCCGAAAUUGAAGACGACGUAUUCGCGGUAGUGGUAGGAAACUUCUCCACGACGACCUACCAGCCUACUCCGGGGUCAUUUACCGUUCAAAAAUUGGAUUUCAAUAUCGAAGCGGAGGAAAAUGAGCGAGUAUCGCAGGUCGCAGCGGUAUCGCACAUCGCUGCACUCCCCGAGGCACAGGCUCUGAACGGAAUGACCGCGUUCACUGAAGACUCCAACCUUGUUUUGAUCGCCGACAGCCCAAAGGGAGCUGUUUGGAAAGUCAACACCAAGACUGGUGACUAUGAAAUCGCCCUGAACGACACAACAAUGAUGCCAGCGGAGGGACAAGCCUUGCCCUUGGGAAUAAACGGAUUGAAGUUGGUGGAUGGAUACAUUUACUAUUCGAGUACAACACGGAUGGAGUUCUGUCGCGUCAAGGUCGAUGAGAAUGCCAAUGCGGUCGGAGAAUUUGAGGUCAUUGCAAGUGGAUUCUUGCCAGACAAUAUGGACGUGGCCCCGGAUGGUACCGCCUAUAUUGCUACCGAUCCCCAAAACUCUGUCGUUCGUAUCACUCCCUACGGCCAGAUCUCGUUGGUUGCCGGAGGCCAGCUUUCUACACAAAUCCCUGGUCCCACAUCCUGCCGCCUGACAAGUGACCGCAAGACCCUCUACGUGGGAACAAGCGGUGGACAAGUGGCGCCUGUCUUGGGAACGUUCAAGGAACCCGGGAAGGUGGCUAAGAUUACCAUGGAGUGA